Messenger RNA from Impatiens glandulifera, 426 nucleotides. RefSeq lists its product as uncharacterized. The coding region runs from base 1 to 426 and encodes 141 amino acids. The record is from RefSeq and is a predicted model, not a curated record. The transcript has a single exon. NCBI's taxonomy places the organism in Eukaryota, Viridiplantae, Streptophyta, Magnoliopsida, Ericales, Balsaminaceae.
AUGAGAGGUGUGCAAUUGAAGUGUUUAUACAUCUUUCAAUGCAAUACUUUUGUUCGUGAUAUGGUAGUAGUGGCGGAGCCUCGAGAUGUAUCACCCACGAGUCUAUGUCAUAAGAGACUAGGGCACAUGAGUGAGAGGGAUUUGAAUGAAUUGAAUAAGAGAGGAUAUUUUGGCAAGCAUAAACUUAAUGAUUUGGAGUUUUGCGAGAACUGCAUAUACGGUAAAGUUAUGAGGGUAAAAUUUAGGAGGUCGGUUGAGGUGACUCUAGAGACGCUCAAUUAUGUUCACUCAGACUUGUGGGGGCCGAAGAGGACUAUAAAUCUAGGUGGAGGUCAAUACUUUUUCACAUUCAUUAAUGAUUGUUCACGCAAGAUUUGUUUAUACAUCUUGAAGCACAAGGAUGAGACAUUUUCUAAGUUCAAGUAG